This is a messenger RNA of Aspergillus melleus, 186 nucleotides long. RefSeq lists its product as uncharacterized. Lineage: Eukaryota; Fungi; Ascomycota; Eurotiomycetes; Eurotiales; Aspergillaceae. The record is from RefSeq and is a predicted model, not a curated record. The transcript has a single exon. The coding region runs from base 1 to 186 and encodes 61 amino acids.
AUGAAAGCCGCCCGAUACUACGCCUCCAGGGAUAUUCGCAUCGAAGAGAUCCCUCUUCCAUCACCAUCCCCGGAACAAGUCCUCGUCGCGGUCGAAUGGUGCGGGAUCUGCGGCAGCGACCUGAACGAAUAUCUCGUUGGUAAGCUCUCUAUUUCACCCCAUCCCAUCAUUCACAGUGUUAUCUAA